AACACACCAAACAAAGGCGAAGCGAACAAGUCGAAGAAUUUAAAUAAGCCGAAAAGAAAAGAAAAUUUGGCGACGCAACGUUAUUUCGAUCAGUUUGUCGCGGGGUCGGUUUGCAAACGGUUGUGCAGGUCUAACUAAUAAAAUUAGAAGAAAUAUUUUUGGAUUGGCUGUGUCUACAUCCAACUGUCAGAGGAUAAUGUAUCAAUUGAAGAACUUAGCACGUCAAGCUGCUGUCCGUCAACAGGAAGUGGCUACUUUGGUCAAGGCUUUGCCCACAGCAUUGCAGAGUCGAGGUUAUGCUGAAUACCAAAUCCCCGAACGCUUGAAGGAUGUGCCCACUGCCAAAGACCCACGUUUCUUCGACAUGGUGGAGUAUUUCUUCCAUCGUGGUUGUCAAAUUGCCGAAAACCGCCUUAUUGAUGACAUGAAAGGAAAACUGUCGCUGGAGGAAAAGAAAAAUAGGGUAAAGGGUAUUUUGAUGCUUAUGCAACCAUGUGAUCAUAUCAUAGAAAUUGCCUUCCCACUGCGUCGCGAUUCUGGUGAAUAUGAGUUAAUUACCGGCUACCGUGCUCAACACAGUACCCAUCGUGUGCCAACCAAGGGCGGUAUUCGUUUCUCUUUGGAUGUUUCACGUGAUGAAGUCAAAGCCUUGUCUGCUCUUAUGACAUUCAAGUGCGCCUGUGUAGAUGUACCAUUCGGUGGCGCCAAGGCCGGUCUCAAGAUUAACCCAAAGGAGUAUUCCGAACAUGAAUUGGAGAAGAUUACCCGCCGUUUCACCCUUGAGUUGGCCAAGAAAGGCUUCAUUGGACCCGGUGUCGAUGUACCAGCUCCCGAUAUGGGUACAGGAGAACGUGAAAUGUCUUGGAUUGCCGACACCUACGCCAAGACCAUUGGACAUUUGGAUAUUAAUGCACACGCUUGUGUAACUGGAAAGCCCAUCAACCAGGGCGGUAUCCAUGGACGUGUUUCUGCGACAGGUCGUGGUGUUUUCCAUGGUCUCGAAAACUUCAUCAAUGAGGCUAACUACAUGAGCAUGAUUGGCACAACUCCCGGUUGGGGCGGCAAGACAUUCAUCGUUCAAGGUUUCGGUAAUGUCGGUUUGCAUACUUGCCGGUAUUUGACACGUGCUGGCGCCACCUGUGUCGGUAUCAUUGAGCACGAUGGCUCCAUCUACAAUUCAGAGGGUAUUGACCCCAAGGAAUUGGAAGACUACAAAAACGAACACGGCACCAUUGUCGGUUUCCCCGGCGCUAAGCCCUACCAAGGUGAAAACUUGAUGUUCGAACCAUGCGACAUCUUUGUGCCAGCUGCUGUUGAGAAGGUCAUCACCAGCGAAAACGCUCACAAAAUCCAGGCUAAGAUCAUUGCCGAGGCCGCCAACGGCCCAACCACUCCAGCUGCCGAUAAAAUUUUGAUCGAACGCAACAUUUUGGUUAUCCCCGAUUUGUAUAUCAACGCUGGUGGUGUGACCGUCUCAUUCUUUGAAUGGCUGAAAAAUUUGAACCACGUUUCAUACGGUCGUCUUACAUUCAAAUAUGAGCGUGAAUCCAAUUAUCAUCUUUUGGCCUCAGUCCAACAAUCCAUUGAAAGAUUUGUUUUAGACGAAUCCGUACAGGAAUCCUUGGAACGCCGCUUCGGUCGUGUCGGUGGCCGUAUUCCGGUUACUCCAUCGGAAGCAUUCCAGAAGCGCAUCUCUGGUGCCUCUGAGAAGGACAUCGUACACUCCGGUCUGGAUUACACCAUGGAGCGUUCGGCGCGUGCCAUCAUGAAGACCGCCAUGAAAUACAACUUGGGUCUUGACUUGAGAACCGCCGCUUAUGUUAAUUCCAUUGAGAAGAUUUUCACCACCUACCGCGACGCCGGUUUGGCUUUCUAAGCGCCAGAUAUUUCAGUCGACGCAUUAGCACUUAAUUAUUAUUAAGCAUGGAGCAAGCAGCAAAACAAAGACGCAUCAUUCAAUUAUCAAAUAAAUAUUACGAAAUAAACAAAUAUUAAACUCACUCACACACACUCCAAAAGCAAAAAAAUUAAAAAUGUAAACGAAAACAUUAGCGUUUGUUAUAACAAUUUGUUCAAUGUGAUUGUAAUUGGCGAAAAUCGAAUCUUCAGUUCAAGUCAUUUCACUGUAUGAAUUAUGAAAUAUUUGUUAAAUGUGUAAAGUAAUGUCAACAUCCUGCCAAUCUUCUUAAGUGUAAAUCAACAUUCGUACGUACAUACAGUAUGUAUGCCUAAAAGUGUAAAAAAGUGGCCUUCCACAAUACAUCUUUGAUGCCACUUUGGGUGCUAAGCGGCGCUAUGUUUGCAAUGUUAGAUGCCGACACUCAAUCAAGGUCACACACAGUUUUUGACGUUUUUCAUGAAGUCUUAAAUGUACUUGCUGUAAUUUAUUUCACCACAAAAAACGACCUAAUGGCGCUGUAUUAAUAAUAUUUCAUGUUAUCUUCUGUUUUUAAAAUAGAUUUGUGUUGAUAUUUAACUUUAAGUUUUAAAAAGUGAAGCAAUGCAUUUUAUUGUAAAUUGACUUAUAAAGAGAAAGAGAAGAGAAUGGAGCAUAUAGAAUUAUGAGCUGUAUAACGAUAACAUUUUAUCUUUAAAAAUAUAUUAAAAACUAAAUAACUAAUAAAAUCUCAAA
This is a messenger RNA of Bactrocera tryoni, 2632 nucleotides long. It is a transcript of the gene Gdh, whose product is annotated as glutamate dehydrogenase, mitochondrial. The transcript is spliced from 7 exons. The coding region runs from base 197 to 1876 and encodes 559 amino acids. The record is from RefSeq and is a predicted model, not a curated record. Lineage: Eukaryota; Metazoa; Arthropoda; Insecta; Diptera; Tephritidae. Gene Ontology annotation, biological process: L-glutamate catabolic process. Gene Ontology annotation, cellular component: mitochondrion. Gene Ontology annotation, molecular function: L-glutamate dehydrogenase (NAD+) activity.